GCCCGUCGAAUGCACGCGGAAAACUAGGUCACAGAAGCAAAGUAGGCCUUUGCACGCGGGCUGUUUACGACACCGUCGUGCUCGGUCGGCUCCGGCCGUAAAGCAGACCCGAGCCGCCCAAGCCAAGGCCGCGGACCUAACUGCCAUGGCGGACAUGGAGGACCUCUUCGGGAGCGAAGCUGAGAGCGAGGCGGAGCGCAAAGCUUCUGAUUCUGGGUCUGACUCAGACUCUGACCAGGAGAACGGUGCGUCUGGCAGCAAUGCCUCCGGCAGCGAGAGCGACCAGGAUGAAAGAGGUGAUUCAGGACAGCCCAGUAACAAGGAACUGUUUGGCGAGGACAGUGAGGAGGGGGCCUCUCAUCAUAGUGGCAGUGACAAUCGCUCCGAACAGUCAGACAAUAGGUCAGAGGCUUCUGAGCGCUCUGACCAUGAGGACAAUGAGCCCUCUGACAUAGAUCAGCACAGUGGCUCUGAAGCCCACAACGAUGAUGACGAUGAGGGUCACAGGUCGGAUGAGGGGAGCCGGCACUCCGAGGCAGAAGGUUCUGAAAAAGCACAGUCAGACGAUGAAAAGUGGGACGGAGAGGAUAAAAGUGACCAGUCAGAUGACGAAAAGCUGCAGAACUCUGAUGACGAGGAGCGGGAGCAGGGCUCUGACGAAGAUAAGCUACAGAACUCUGACGAUGAGGAGGAGAAAAUGCAGAACACAGAUGAUGAGGACCAGGCCCAGCUUUCUGAUGAUGACAGACAGCAGUUGUCUGAGGAGGAAAAGGGGAAUUCUGAUGAUGAGCACCCUGUAGCUUCUGACAAUGAUGAUGAGAAGCAGAAUUCGGACGAUGAGGACAGGCCACAGCUGUCCGAUGAGGAGAAAAUGCAAAACUCUGAUGAUGAGAGGCCACAAGUCUCAGAUGAUGAGAGAAGGCAUUCAGACGAUGAGGAGGAGGAGCAGGACCAGAAGUCAGAAUCCGCAAGAGGCAGUGACAGCGAAGAUGAAGUUUUACGAAUGAAGCGCAAGAAUGCCAUUCCAUCUGAUUCCGAAGCGGAUAGUGACACCGAGGUGCCCAAAGACAAUAAUGAAACCAUGGAUCUGUUUGGAGGUGCAGAUGACAUAUCUUCAGGGAGUGAUGGCGAAGAUAAGCCCCCUACUCCAGGACAGCCUGUGGAUGAAAAUGGCUUGCCUCAGGAUCAGCAGGAGGAGGAGCCAAUACCUGAGACCAGAAUAGAAGUAGAAAUCCCCAAAGUAAACACUGACUUAGGAAACGACUUAUAUUUUGUUAAACUGCCCAACUUCCUCAGUGUAGAGCCCAGGCCUUUUGAUCCUCAGUAUUAUGAAGAUGAAUUUGAAGAUGAGGAGAUGUUGGAUGAAGAAGGGAGAACCAGGUUAAAAUUGAAGGUAGAAAAUACUAUAAGAUGGAGGAUACGCAGAGAUGAAGAAGGAAAUGAAAUUAAAGAAAGCAACGCUCGGAUAGUCAAGUGGUCAGAUGGCAGCAUGUCCCUACAUUUAGGGAACGAAGUGUUCGAUGUGUACAAAGCCCCGCUGCAGGGUGACCACAACCACCUUUUCAUAAGGCAAGGCACUGGGCUGCAGGGCCAGGCCGUCUUUAAGACGAAGCUCACCUUCAGACCCCACUCGACAGACAGUGCCACACACAGGAAGAUGACUCUGUCACUUGCAGACAGAUGUUCAAAGACACAAAAGAUUAGAAUCUUACCCAUGGCCGGCCGUGACCCUGAGUGCCAGCGCACAGAGAUGAUUAAGAAAGAGGAAGAGCGCCUGAGGGCCUCCAUCAGGAGGGAGUCGCAGCAGCGCCGCAUGCGAGAGAAGCAGCACCAGCGGGGCCUGAGCGCCAGCUACCUGGAGCCCGACCGGUAUGACGAGGAGGAGGAGGGCGAGGAGUCCAUCAGCCUGGCGGCCAUUAAAAACCGCUACAAAGGGGGCAUUCGCGAGGAACGGGCAAGAAUCUACUCCUCAGACAGUGAUGAGGGCUCAGAUGAAGACAAGGCUCAAAGAUUACUCAAAGCAAAGAAACUCAACAGUGAUGAGGAAGGUGAAUCUUCUGGAAAGAGGAAAGCAGAAGAUGAUGAUAAAGCAAGUAAAAAGCAUAAGAAGUAUGUGAUCAGUGAUGAAGAGGAGGAGGAAGAUGACUGAAGUACGAACUGUGAAUGCAUUUUAUAUAUCUGUUGUACAGCUUGUCUAUAAAUACUAUGUAAACAUGAGUUA
Molecule: messenger RNA, 2221 nt
Organism: Acomys russatus (golden spiny mouse)
Lineage: Eukaryota; Metazoa; Chordata; Mammalia; Rodentia; Muridae
Gene: Leo1
Product: LEO1 homolog, Paf1/RNA polymerase II complex component
Exons: 12
Coding region: 146-2149 (667 amino acids)
Biological process (GO): positive regulation of transcription elongation by RNA polymerase II; transcription elongation by RNA polymerase II
Cellular component (GO): nucleus; Cdc73/Paf1 complex
Molecular function (GO): RNA polymerase II C-terminal domain phosphoserine binding
Source: RefSeq, a predicted model, not a curated record